Manis javanica (Malayan pangolin) is the source of this 2495-nucleotide messenger RNA. The record is from RefSeq and is a predicted model, not a curated record. NCBI's taxonomy places the organism in Eukaryota, Metazoa, Chordata, Mammalia, Pholidota, Manidae.
AUGAUCCUCAUUUCCUCCUCUUCUGCAGCCACCACCUUGGACUUUGGAGCUACAACCCAGACCACCAGCAGCGGUGGCAGCACACCCUCAUCACACUUCACAUCCGGGGUGUCAGCGGGCCCCACUGGCAGUGGGGACUUUGGGAUGAGCAUGUCAGCCCCCCACAGCAGCUCCACCACUGGGGCAUUCGACUUUGUGGCAGGACAGAGUGGGAGAACUGGUGGCACGGCCCAUUUCUGGGGAUGCCUGAGUCAGAACUCCCUUGGUGCAGCUGGCCAGAGCACACUGUUUGGCAUCUACGUGGCCAGCACACCUCAGAACACGUCUGUGCUUGCAGCCAUCACCUCCAGCUUUGGAGCUGUGACCCAGGCCACCAGCUGUGGGACCAGUACAUCCGGGUUUGGCAGCACCAUCUCAGUGCCCUUCACAUCUAUGGUGUCAGCAGGCCCCACUGGCAGUGGGGGCUUUGGGACAUGCGUGCCUGCCCCCUACAGCAGCUCUACCACUGGGGCACUUGGUUUUGGCCAUCACCUCCGGCUUUGGAGCUGUGACCCAGGCCACCAGCUGUGGGACCAGUACAUCCGGGUUUGGCAGCACCAUCUCAGCGCCCUUCACAUCUAUGGUGUCAGCAGGCCCCACUGGCAGUGGGGUCUUUGGGACACGCGUGCCUGCCCCCCACAGCAGUUCCACCACUGGCGCAUUUGGCUUUGCGUCAGCACAGAGUGGGAGAACUGGUCUCAAGAACCCUUUCUGGGGAGCCUUAAAACCGAGCUCCCUGGGUGCAGCUGGCCAGACCACACCCACUCUCUUCCACAUGGCCAGCACACCCCAGAGCCCGUCUGGGAUUACAGGAUUACAGCCAUCACCUCGGCCUUUGCAGCUAUGAGCCUGACCACCAGCAGCGGGACCAGUAGGUCAGUGGUCGGCAGCACUACUUUAUCACCCAUCACGUCCAAGGUGUCAGCAGGUCCCGCUGGCAGUGGGGGAUUUGUGAUCAGCAUGGCUGCCUCUGACAGCAGCUCCACCACCGGGUCAUUUGGAUUUGGGUCAGGACGGAGUGGGAGAACUGGUCUCAAGAACCCUUUCUGGGAAGCCUUGAAUCAGAACUCCCUGGGUGCAGCUGGCCAGAGCACACCCUCUCCCAUCCAUGUGGCCAGCACACCUCAGGACACGUCUGGGAUUGCAGCCAUCACCUCAGCCUUUGCAGCUAUGAGCCUGACCACCAGCAGCGGGACCAGUAGCUCAGUGUUUGGUGAUACUACCUUAUCACCCAUCACGUCCAGGGUGUCAGUAGGACCCGCUGGCAAUGGGGGUUUUGUGAUCAGCAUGGCGGCCCCCCACAGGAUCUCCACCACUGGGUCAUUCAUAUUUGUGUCAGGAUGGAGUGGGAGAACUGGUCUCAAGAACCCUUUCUGGGAAGCCUUGAAUACGAACUCCCUGGGUACAGCUGGCCAAAGCACACCCUCUCAUAUCCACGUGGCCAGCACACCUCAGGACACAUCUGGGAUUGCAGCCACCACCUCGGGCUUUGGAGCUACGACCCAGACCACCAGCAGUGGGACCAGUAGCUCAGUGUUUGGCAGCAGCACCUCAUCACCCUUCACGUCUGGGGUGUCAGCAGGCCCUGCUCACAGUUGGGGCUUUGGGAUGAGCAUGGGUGCACCCCACAGCAGCUCCACCACUGGGGCAUUCAGCUUUGGGGAGGACAGAAUGGGAGCACUGGUGGCAUGGCCCCUUUCUGGGGUGACUUGAGUAAGAACUCCCUGGGUGCAUCUGGCCAGAGCACAACCUUUGCCUUCCACGUGGCCAACAUGCCUCAGAACACAUCUGUGUUUGCACAUCAGAUUUGGAAUGGGCUCGGUGUCGGAGUCCAGAUCCAGCUGAGGUAUGGGUCACAAAGGAAAGGACAGCGUCAGCAAGUGAGAUGAAUGAGGAGACGAAACACCCAAUUAAAGUUGUUACAUCUCCUGACAUCAAGCGGCAGGGUCUUUAUUUUUGUAUCUUUUUAUGGUUUUCAUAAUGUUGAACAUUUUUUAAAAUUAUGAAUAAUACAUUCCUUUUUCUGUCAGUUUACAUAAUUUCAGCUUAUUACCCUUAAGUAAAUGUAUUAUUUCUUCUAAUAGUAGCCAUUUAACAUUUAAUUUUUAACUUUCCCCUAGUCUAUUGUGAUUAGUAAUUCAUGUAAGCUACGUGCUAGGUGCUAAACAGAAAAUGGCGUAAGACAGCAUGUGAGUUAAGCAUGUGGGCUAUGAUUUUUACUUUAAGUGUGUAAAAUUAUAUAGCCUUUUAGAUAUGUGUCUAAGGCUAUAUAAAGUUUAAGCAGGUUAUAUAAAAUGCAAGCUAUAUGUCUUUUGGUUAUUAAGUGUAACUGUAUUAUUAAUUAAAUCCUAUCCUACACAUGUGGGUUGAGGCUUACAUCUAAAAUCUAGGGACGGUACUCCUAUCACCCAUUCCUUAACAUUCCUAUGAAUAAAUAAAAACACCUUAUUCUGUUA